Messenger RNA from Sciurus carolinensis (gray squirrel), 3792 nucleotides. RefSeq names its product KRAB box domain containing 4 (gene Krabd4). Bases 456 to 971 code for a protein of 171 amino acids. The transcript has 6 exons. NCBI's taxonomy places the organism in Eukaryota, Metazoa, Chordata, Mammalia, Rodentia, Sciuridae. Gene Ontology annotation, biological process: regulation of DNA-templated transcription. The record is from RefSeq and is a predicted model, not a curated record.
CACGCCGUGUCCGCUCCCCUCUCAUCUUUCCAGGCCUUUCCUACAACUCGCCACGGAAUAUGGUCACACGCUCUCGUCGCUCCCUCUCGCCUCAGUGCCAACACUCAGAACCAAGUUCCCUGACAGGCGCCAAGAUGGCCAUUGGCGGUGUUGCCACGCCCCCCCCUCCGCGAGCUACAGCGCAUGCCCCGUUCGGCGAAGUCGCGUUCCCAGGGGGUGACGGGAAGCGGAAGUACUCGGAGCACCCGGGAGGGCGGCUGUAGCUCACAGAAGCUGUUGUCAUCCGCCACUGAGGUUUCGGGCUUUGGCGGAGAAGGCUGAGUGCACAACCGAGACCAUUGCUAACGAACUUCAGACUCCAGCACAUCAGCACCCUGACUUCCUCAGUCAGUCUAAGAAGCCCCAGCCUGAGGUCUCAGGAGGAGGCCUCCAUCCUUUGUCCAGAACAGAACAGGAUGGCCAUGUCCCAGGAAUCCCUGACCUUCAGGGACGUGUUUGUGGACUUCACCCUGGAGGAGUGGCAACAACUGGAUCCUGCUCAGAAGAACCUCUACAGGGAUGUCAUGCUUGAGAACUACAGCCACCUGGUGUCUCUGGGGUAUCUAGUUGCCCAACCAGAUGUGAUCUUCAGGUUGGGACAAGGAGAAGAGGCCUGGAUGGCAGACAGAAGGACCCUGAUGCAGAGCCGUCCAGGUGAGCAGAAUCCAGUCUGGCAAUUUGAUGAGCAGAUAGAUAACUACAAAGAAAGUCAAGACAGACCUCUGUGGCAAGCUGCAUUCAUAGACAAGGAAAUACUGAAGGAUGAAAGUAAUCAAGAAUGCAGAAAAAUCAUUUAUCUGAACAAAUGCUCUGUUUCUAUAGGACAAAGACUCCCUAAAUAUUAUUCGUGGAAAAGUUUUUCAAACCAUAAUUUUAAUUUUCUUAGUCAAAUCAGAAGCUAUGUAAGAAAGAAAAUAAUGGAUAUAAGGUAGAUUGGAAAUUAUGUCUCCAUUCUAAUGUUGAUAAAGCCCAACCUACAGAGAAAUUUUUGAACCCAAUCAACAAGGAAAAGUCCUCCACCAGAAGCAAGUCCUUAAUAAAAGAGAAUUCAAACUGGGAAGAAAUUCUAUGAUUAUACUGAAUGUGGUAAGAGUGUUUAUCCAGAAAACCAACCUUGUUGCCCAACAAAGAAUUCACACUGGAGAGAAGCCUUAUGAAUGUGCAAAAAAACCUCCAGCCAGAAGAUAGCCCUCACAGCACACCUGAGAACUCGCUUGGGAGAGAAACCCUAUGAAUGAAGUCAAUGUGGGAAAACCUUUUUCCAGAAGGCACCACUCAUCAAACAUCAGAGCAUUCAUAUAGGAGAGAGAAAUUAUAAGUGCAGUGACUGUGAGAGAACAGUGAGUGGGAAGUCCACUCUCAUUAAACAUCAGAGGAUUCAUACAGGGGAGAAGAAUUAUGAAUGUAAUGAAUGUGAAAAACUUUUCAGGACAAAAUCAACUCUCAUUGUAUAUCAUAGAACUCAUACAGGCAAGAAGCCCUAUGAAUGCAGAGACUGGGAAAGACUUCAGUGGGAAGACAUCUCACUAAACAUCAGAGAAAUCGCACAGGAGUUAAAACAUAAAGCCUACAAAUAAAUUUUCAGGUGGAAUAACUAUCCUUGAGUUAUACAUUGUUACACUGUGCAUCAAGAAAUCAGUGAAAGUAACCAUGUAAAUCUAAUGAAUAUCAGAAAGCCUUCAGAUAUUGUGCUCAGCCUUCAUUUGAUUUAAGAAUACUCAAUGUUGUAGUAUUCAAAGCAUGUAAUAAAUAUAAGUUCUCAUCCAGGAGUUGUAAUAUAUUGUUCAUCAAAGAAUUUAUGAAGGGCCAAAACCAGGAAUAUAGUGAAAUUUUGGAAAGAAAAAUCUCAUUUUAUAUUAGAGCUCUUAUGUUCAGGAGAUGUUAUCAAUUUCACAAGUCGAAGAACCCAGUUUUCCUACGUACUGUGAGGAAAAUCAUGUGUCAGAUACAUCAUUAUACAUUUUGUAGAAAAGAUCUCAGGUUUAUAUUAUAUAAACACUCACUUAUACACAUAUUAUCUGAAGAUUAUGUUAUAAACCUUUUGACUAGGAAGACUGUAAAAGCAGUCCUUGGUGGGCUUAUCUGUCAGAUUAAUUUGUAAUAGAGAAUCUGUAAGUGAACCAGAUAUGGUGCAUGCCUGCAGGAGGAUCAGAAGUUCAAGGUCAGCUUCAGCAACUUAGCCAGACCUUAUCUGAAAAUAAAAAAAGGGCAGAGGAUAUGACUCAGUGGUAGAGUGCUCCUGGGUUCAAUCCGCAGUACCAAAAAACAAAAAAGCAAGAAUCUUUAAAUAGAUUAGUUUGAGAGGGGACGAGCCAGCAGGAUUCCAAAACAAAAGGGACUCACAAAGGAGCAGUUACACAUUAAUUUUAUCUAUCAUCAGUACAAAAGUGUAAAUAUCAUAUGAGGAAAGGUUAUACCCUUCUGAGAUGUCUUUCUUAGAAAUAGUCAUUAUUCUAUUUUAAGUAAUGUAAUGACCGGGCAAUAGGAGGAUCAGGAUUUAUAGGAAAGAUCUUAUAAGAGCAAUUUUUUUUUCUUUUUUUGCAUGGUACUAGGAUUGAACCCAGGGGUGCUCUACCACUGAGAUAUGUCCCCCUAUCCCUUUUCAUUAUUUAGAGUCAGGCUCUCACUAAGUUCCCCAGGUUGGCCUCAAACUUGUGAUCCUCCUCAGCCUUCAGAGUAGCUGGUAUUAGAGCUGUGUGCCACCAAAGCCUAGCAGCAUUAAUUGAAAUAAAAAUUAUUAGCAAGUUGAAUAUCCAAUGAUAGGUGAUUGAGUAUUGAUAUAUUCUUAAAUUGGAAUAAUUUGCUGUCAUUGCAUUCAUAUUUUAAGAAUUUUGGAAAAUGUUCAAGAUUACAAAACUGUACUUUAUGAUCUGUGGUGUAAAAUGACAUUUGGGAAUGGUACGCACUAUUAUGAUUUCAGUGUAUCUGGGUUGUGGGAAUAUAGGCAAAUUUUAAGAUUAUGUAUUAUAUACAUUUAUGUCUUUUGUGUGUUUAUUACACAUGUGGAAAGAUACACAGAAAAAUAGCUAGGAAGAAAAAUGCAUCCAACUGUUAAUAGUGGUUACAUUUUGCUAUUAUAAUUGCUGGUUUUAAAAAUUCCUCUGAGUAUGAUCUCAGAUUUUAGAAACUACCAAUAAGAAUUGUUUUAGGGUUGGGCAUGUGGCUCAGUGGUAUAGAGUGUUUGCCUACCGUGCUUUAGGCCCUGGCUUCAAUCCUUAGCACCACAUAAAAACUUUUUAAGAAAAGAAUUGUUUUAAAUGUCUUUUGCUUAGUUUUCUGGUUUUUUUUCUUCCCAUCUGCUUUUCUAUCCAGACCUAUUUUUAAUGUAUGACUGCUCUGCUACUAUGUGUUCUACAGAUAUCAUCCUAUUUUGAUAUACCUGCACAUAUUUAUUACUUCCCCAUGUGGUCAUAUGUUUGACUUUAAUGUUGUUAGAAUAUAUCAUACACCUUUGAGAAUGGGUAUCUCAUAAUUUUAACAUGUAGAGUGAUUUUCCAAUGAGAAUUAUAACAUCUUCAUAUUUUCUUUUACACUUUAUCCUCUCCAAAUCCUGUGACCAAAAUUAAAAGCCACUGUAUUUUACAGAUAGGAAGCCCUGCAGUGAUUCAUGGUCCCACAGGUAAUACGAACAAACCAAUGCAAACCCAAAUCCCCAUAUGAAAAGGCAAAGCCCUUCUCAUUCUGCUCUUGGUGAUUGCUACUGGAUACUCAUUUUCUGUUUUCUUCUUUUUUGCCCCACUCUUUUUCACUAGU